Messenger RNA from Anastrepha ludens (Mexican fruit fly), 399 nucleotides. RefSeq lists its product as uncharacterized. NCBI's taxonomy places the organism in Eukaryota, Metazoa, Arthropoda, Insecta, Diptera, Tephritidae. The record is from RefSeq and is a predicted model, not a curated record. The coding region runs from base 1 to 399 and encodes 132 amino acids. The transcript has a single exon.
AUGGCUAAACCGAGAAACGGAGACGAAAGGCCUGCGACGUCGAAAGCAGCGGCAGCGGCCAGUGAAAUCGCCAAGAGGCACCUCAUAGUGGCACUCACUGACCGUAGUGACCAGCUGGGGCGAAUGUCGCAGGAACGAUGGAAGGUAGUGGAAAUGAAGCUACUGGAAACCCUGUUUACGAAAAUGGACGCAGAGCCGAACGCACCCAUGCCAGCAUUCGUCGGAGCAAUGUGGUUCAAUGGCGUCAAAAUUAAGAAGUGUAAGGAUGGCCCCACGCUCACAUGGCUAAAGGAAGCAGUAAAAACGCUUCAAGGCCUUUGGGAGGGAGCAUCACCAGAAAUUGUUGAUCGCAGCUGCAUUCCCUCCCGACGGCAAAGGUUUUCAUUCCGCGAUUGGUAA